Xiphophorus couchianus (Monterrey platyfish) is the source of this 6388-nucleotide messenger RNA. It is a transcript of the gene trak1a, whose product is annotated as trafficking protein, kinesin binding 1a. Lineage: Eukaryota; Metazoa; Chordata; Actinopteri; Cyprinodontiformes; Poeciliidae. Gene Ontology annotation, biological process: vesicle transport along microtubule; protein targeting; endosome to lysosome transport. The record is from RefSeq and is a predicted model, not a curated record. The transcript is spliced from 15 exons. Gene Ontology annotation, molecular function: GABA receptor binding; myosin binding. Gene Ontology annotation, cellular component: mitochondrion; cytoplasmic vesicle; dendrite. The coding region runs from base 654 to 3845 and encodes 1063 amino acids.
UGUCAGUGUAUUCAUUGAGUCAUUGUAAGAGAUGCAGAGCUCCAUGUGUGGGUCAGUGUUGGUGAGUAGUAUUGUAACAGGGAAGACAAAGGACAGAACUGGACCUUAAGGGAACUGAAUCACCAAGGAAUCGGCCAAAAGAAGAAGACAAACCAACAUGAAGCUUUAAAUGGAUCUGAAGACGAUGGGAUUUACAUCUUUUGCUCUGAAACUUCGGAGUGACUGAGGAAAAAAGAAAAAAGGAGAAAACACACUAGAGGAAACGGGGAGACUCAAAGAAGACCCUCUGCUGAUGGACAUAAGCACAACAGUGAUUUUUCUUUCUUUCUUCUUCCAGCUGAUGACGCAGGCAACAUCUCUGUGGAGUGACCUGCUAAAAUGGCACCAGAUAUCCAAUGAAUAGAGCUAAUACACAGACAAGCUGAAAGGAUAUGUCAUGAGAAUAAGAGUACCUGUUUUAACUUGUGUGGCCUCUGCUGACCACCAAGCAUGGGCAAAGCAGAAAUGACUGACUGAUCCCCAGACGCUAUCUGGAAUUACACAUUUAAGUGGUAGCUGAACUCCUUUAGCCAUGCCGGGAUGCUGGACAUACCAAAGACGCUAGGGCCAAACAUGCUGGAACAUUGGUGCGUCUUUCUAACAGAGCAGUGAGGAUGAAGAGACGAGGCCACACCAGAGGCCAGAGGUUUGUCAAGGCUGACUACUAUGAACUGGACUGGUACUAUGAAGAGUGUACGGACGUGUUGUGUGCAGACAGAGUGGGCCAGAUGACAAAGACCUACAGCGACAUUGAUGCUGUCACCCGACUGCUGGAAGAGAAAGAGCGGGACCUGGAGCUGGCAGCCCGCAUCGGACAGUCGCUGCUGAAGAAGAACAAAGCUCUGAGUGACAGGAACGAGCUGCUGGAGGAGCAGGUGGAGCACGUCCGAGAGGAGGUGUCUCAGCUGCGUCAUGACCUCUCCAUGAAAGACGAGCUGCUGCAGUUCUACACCAACGCUGCUGAGGAAAGUGAUGGGGACUCAAACACCUCCACGCCGGUGCGUUUGAGUGAACCUAACGUGUCCACCCCGGCCCUGUUUCCAUUGGACUCCAUGCAGAAGAAACUCAAAGAUUUGGAAGAAGAAAACAAAUCACUGCGAUCUGCGGCGAAUCAUUUGGAGACUGAAACGAUCUCGUAUGAGGAGAAAGAGCAGCAGCUUGUCAACGACUGUGUCAAAGAACUACGAGCUGCUAACCUCCAGAUUUCCUCUCUGGCAGAAGACCUGGCCAGGAAGAGCGAGGAUGCUUCCAGACAGCAGGAGGAGAUCACACACCUCCUCUCUCAGAUCGUCGACCUGCAGAAGAAGGCGAAGCUCUAUGCAGUGGAGAACGAAGAGCUGACUCAGCACCUGGGUGCAGCCAAGGACGCCCAGAGACAGCUCACUGCUGAGUUGCGGGAGCUGCAGGAUAAGUAUGCAGAGUGUAUGGAGAUCCUCCAUGAGGCUCAGGAGGAGUUGAAGAACCUGAGGAAUAAAACUCUACCUCUCAACACCCCGAGGCGUUUCCAUACACUGGGCUUAUUCCCAAUGGACUCGCUUGCAGCAGAAAUAGAGGGAACUAUGAGAAAAGAGCUUCAGAUGGAUGAUCCAGACGUAGAAGAGCAGAGACUGCACCCAAAGCGAGUUUUCCAGACGGUGAAAAACCUCAACUUGAUGCGUCAGCAGCGUUCCUCCGCGGCCCCCUCCCCUCUGAACAUCCCAGGGUCCAAUCAGAACUCGUGCUUCACCUCGGGCCGCUCCAGCAGGGUGGGCACGCCUCGCUCCAACUCCAUCCACGGGAGUGACACAGGAAGUGGGAUCAUCUUGGACAACAGGGCAAGCAGUAUCCUGGAGGGUCCGGAUGACGGGUCAGAAGACUCCAACAAGCGGCCCCCUGGUACGCCGGGGACCCCGGGCAGCAGGGACCUGGAGGCAGCCCUGCGACGCCUGUCGCUGCGCCGUGACAACUACCUCUCAGAGAAACGCUUCUUCGAAGAAGAGAGGGAGAGAAAGCUAGCCUACCUGGGGAAAGAGGACGAAAAGGGAGAGGCUGAAGGCAGUGGGGGCCCGGGGUCCCCAACGGAGAGCCUGCUGUCGUUCUGCUCACAUCCCUCCUUUGGAAGCAUCUGGUCGGGUUACUCCAUCACAGCCAGGUCCUACCUGCCGGAGAAGCUGCAGAUUGUAAAGCCGCUGGAAGGUUCUGCUACCCUGCACGCAUGGCAGCAGCUGGCUCAACCACACAUGGGGGCUCUGCUGGAUCAUCGGCCGGGCGUGGUCACAAAGGGCUUUCGCAAUUUAGAGCAGGACCGGGAGCAGGAGCGGGAGGACAGCUGGCAGCUGGACCAGCCGGAGGAGGACGAGGCGUCGUGUGAUUCGUUCACCGGCUUGUCAGGGGAGAGCCCUGCGCCGACAAGUUCGCUUCACUCUACCUCCGCCGGCUCCGCCUGCUGUAACAUCAAGGGCAGCAACCAGCUAGAAGGACUGAAUGGAGGAAUUUGUGGUCUGAAAGAGGCAGUGGAAGGAAAAGAUGGACUUGUCGCCGGCACUCUCCUUCCCCUUUCCUGCCCUCCCCCGUCCUCUCCCGUUCCCUCUUGUUCGGAGGGCAGCAGGCACACGGACCUCAAGGAGCUCCAAUCCCUGCAACCCGCCACUGUGGACCGCAUGCCUGUCCAUUUCCCAGGGAAAUGUCUGUCCCACACCAGCUCCACCUACACCUUCACCACCUGCAGGAUUCUCCACCCUUCUGAUCAGCUGACCUCGGUGUCCCCCAGCCCUGCCGUAGCGUUUUGUCAAAGCAGCUCUGCCAUCGGCACUCCGACCCACACCUCCUCUCCCGUACCCUUCUCAGCCCCGCACACGCCCUCCUACACCCCCUGCUGCACCCCGCGCCGCCUCUCCCUUUCGCUCUCCCUCGGCGAGUCCUCCACCAACUUGAGAGACUCCACCAAGACCACCAGCACCUCUCUAGGCCUUGUGCGCCUCCUGCUGGAGCAUGGCAUUUCUGCCUCGGUGUACGAUCCUUGCAGCUGGGACCGAGGGCUGGGUGCCAGCGGCGCUUCAACGCCCACAGGAAGAGUGCAGGUGCAGAGCAGCGCAGCCAAGUCAGGGGAGAAUGAAGUCAGACAGCUGGUGAGGCGACCGGACACACUCCUCCUUCAGCCCUGCUCCCCUCCGAACUCCCCGCCCCAGGAAUCCGCCUCAGCUGCCACGGCGCGGCCCGCGUUUCAGUUUAGCCCUUCGAAGGAGGAUCCGCCGUAUUACGAUGCCUUCCUCGCCUCCAAGCCGGCUCGCACCAUUCUGAGGGAAGUGCUGAUGGAUCUAGAGAGAGAGUACGACGGUGAGGCGGACGAAGACGGCCAGAACGAGGUGGCGAACCUCGGACUGGUGGACAAACUGAAACGCUUCCGAACGCUCUCCCCUGUUUCCGCCUCGGUUUCCUCCGGGAGCGGUCUGUUGGCGCCCUUCAGCUCCAGCGGACUGGGUGGUGGGCUCCCAGGUUUAAAUGCAGGACUCAGGAGGAACCGAAGCUAUCCGGCCUUGGUGGGGGCCAGCAUGGCUAUGAAAGACCCUGGUGGGCCGCCCUGCGCUGUCAUCCCACAGACGACGCAAACAUCACACCCACAGGAUCCGGCGCAGACAGACGAAACGGGCAAAGUGCAAACACAUCCCUCUGUCGUCAGGAAAGCCAUUCACAUACCACAGACUUUACACGCACUGGAACCAGUCACACCACAGACGAUAAUACAGAGACACACCAGGCCAAACUGGGAUUCAGACAACUCAGCAACACAAGGCCAACACAGUGAGGGUCAAACCAGGACAUGGUAGGAAAAACUCAGUACAUUAGGCCAAAAUCACAGCGUUUUAAUACACUUUUCAUGUUAUCAUUACACAUGUACAAAUACAAAGCCAAAAAGUAUAUGUAGCGCACACUUUGUCUGCAAAAGCAGACCGGUUCAAUCCGCCCCCAUUUCCCCUUACAGCCAGUAGUCUGUGAACCUGAACAAAAUGCCGGAGUGACGACUGAGAGCAGUAGUGGCUGAAACUGUUACACUGUGUUAUAUUUAAAUACUGUCUGGCCAGAUUAACGACGGAGUAUGCUGCCUUCCUUUGUGUCAUUAUUGUACAAUGUACUGUAUAUGCAAUAUACUGUGGCAUAUAGCAUAUUAUUAAAGCCCCAGUCUGGAGUACUUUUACGAUGUGGCUGAAUUCAUGUGCUAUGUCUAGAGAUGCACUGGUUUCUGUGGCCGGUUUCCAGUCAUCAGCUCCAGUCCUCAAGAGCCAACGUCCUUGAACUGGUCCAACAUACUUGAAUCAAGCCAAUAGCUCAUUACCUCUGCCCAGCUGACCAGAUCGAGACCUUUAGAUGAACUCUGAGACUACCAGCGUCUCCAAUUUCAACAGGCUUCAUGAAAGCUAAACUGGAUUAGAAAGAAAAAAGAGAAAUUUUGCUAAAUUCCCUUCAGCCUCUUUGUGUCAUAAAAUAUAGUUUCCUUUUAAAUAGCUUCUUUGUACUUUCUCUGGUUUCAUUUUUUAACACAUAAGCUGAUGCAGAAAGCAGCCAACUUUGAUUCCUCUUCUCGCGUCGCUGCCAGCACGACACGGUCAUGUUUGUGCUGGUUGUGUUUGUUAAUCGGAGGAACGGUUGGACAGUCGCAUUUCCGACCAGCCAAUAGAUAUCAUCAAAUGUUUUCCUUUAAAAAGUUGUCAUUGUUUCAUGAAGCAAUUUAGGCAUUUUUAUAAGAUCCUAACUGCUUGUCUUUCUAUUUUUCUGCGCUGGAGCUGAAAAAGCGUCACAGUUUUUGUCUACAAUGUCUUUUCCUCUUUUCCUUUAAAAAAAAAAAUCCAGAUUGGGGCUUUAAGAUAUCUUGUUGCUGUGACUGAAUGUUCUUAUGUGCCUAAAAACAAACACACUGUAUUUCAUUAGAAACUUUAUUGCAUUUGUCGUCCUUUGUUGGUUUGUAAAUGUUUUUGUUUGCCUUUUGUUUUGCUAUGUGCAAUAGACAUGACUUUAUUUGUGCAAUUCAACGGUUUGCGUGAGAUUCUGUGCGUUCUUCUCAUUUCAGAUGUACAUUUUUAUUUAAUUUUUUUUGUUUUAAGUCCUCAUAAAAUGUUGGAUUCUACGGGAAUAGAGUAAAGCUGUUAAAUCUGAAGGAGUCCCAGAAUAUUUUCCUCUUCCUCCCCCCCCUUUAUUUAUUUUGCUUGAUCUGUCCGUUUGCAUCCAGGCAGUAAAGGAUAACAUUGAUGAAUGUAGGUGUUGGGAGUUUGACAGACAAAAUGGACACAGACAUGGCGGUUUAGCAAAAUACUGCAACAUCAGCCCCUUCAGCACAGCUGAGAAUGAAUCUCGCAUUUAACCCUCGAAGCUGAUGUCAGUUUGCUGCGUAUUUUAAUUUUUUCAAAGCAUUUAUCAGUUGUUGUUUUGUUUUGUUUUUUCAAUACUGUCCACCUUGCAUCUCUAAGCAUGUACAUAAUUUACUGAGUUUGGGUCAAACAGCAGAGAGCAGUGAAAUCUGAAUCCUGCUGAUCUCCAGCUCCCGUCUCUGCAGAGUUGAUCAGUUCAAUCUUUAAUCUUUCUGGCUCGAUUGCACCUGAAUGAGGGGGGCGACUGGAACUCACGUUUGUAAAAUGACUUGGUAAACUAAACUGUGAUCCCAACACGCAGCGUUUCAGACGUUUACACAGAUCAACAUUCAGGUUGUUGUUUUCAUUAGGAGUUUCAAUGCGUAAUCUGGGUUUGGACUUUGUACCUGGACCAAGACGUUGUAGCUUGAAUGAAUGGGAAAUUGAGCUGUUUCGUUUCAUAAGUCACGCAAGUGAUAAUUGCACAUCUUCAAAGUGAAGGAUGUUUCAGGUUGUUUAUUUUAGUGUCAUGUGGAAUCACCUUUACUGUACGGAUUAAAUUCUUCAUACUGCCGAGCCUUUUAGAAUAAUUUCUCUUGCCAGCAGGGGCAUUGAUUGUUCGCUGUCUACAAGCCCGUUUCUGCCUUAAGCAGCAGCACAGUUUAAGAAAAAUAAAAGAACUCAGUAUUUCAGAGGAGAAGAAUGGAGCAGUAAUGUUGGUACGACAGCGGGUGUCUUAAUGUCAUUUUUGUGCCACAUCAUCCGAAUGUAAGUUGUUAUUCAGCUUGUAGGGCCAUUGUACAGAUUUAUGUCUGAUUUCAUCAUUUCAUUGUAACUGUAUGCAACACAAACAUGUAUAAUUUUGAAAUAUAUAUAUAUAUAUAUAUAUAUAUAGUAUGGUUAAAAAAAAGUAAUAAAGGUGAGUAGUUUAUGUAGGAUUAUAGGGAAAUAUGUUCUAGUCAGAGACUGGUGGGCUCUAUUUUAUAAAACAUGUCCAACUGUCAAUAAAAUAUGAAAUAAAGAUUUAA